AUGAGCGGCCGAUCAACCCCAUUAGGCCACACCAAGAGCGCCAGGCAUUCCCGCAAUCUUUCGCAAUUGGAACACCUUAAGAAGGUCCAGAUUCAUGGACAAGCGUCCGGAAGCAACGAGCAUGUCUUCUCCUCCCUCCGAGCCACCCAGAUGGUGGACUCGAAGCCGGUCCUACCCGCCGAGUUGAUCGCGACCAUCCUGGACUACUUGCCGGUCUCCGAUUUGCUGAGGUUUGCGAGGGUAUCAAGGAGGCUGCAAGAGAUGGUAUAUGACGAUACGCGCUGGAUUCAGAAAUUGAAGCAGAUGGGCGCCUGGAAUGAGACGGAAGCAAGGCAGAGGGUAGAGGAGGCCAUGAAGAGGAAGACCGAGGCUCAGUUGGCCAGACAGACUGACGAGUGGAGGAGGACGGGAGUUAAUCAGAUAGGUGGCGAAAAUGGUUCCGGCGGGACUGGCAGGAAGCAUGCUGGAAGCGUCACGUUAUUCGAUGCAGGCGUUGAAGAGCAGAAAUACAGGACAUCAUUAGAAGCGCAACAGAGUCCACAGACCAAGCGCCGUGGUCCGCUUGCGGAUGGCUUCGAAGCCCUGACGAUAUCUGGCUCUCCGGCGUCACUCUCUACUCCUCUGCCUGGCUCGGUGGAUCCUCACAUAGCCCUCACCAUCUUCCGACGCGUGCGCUCAAUACGAGGUCAGGCGAAGCAAGAGUUCGGCAAGGUCUACAGCGCACUUGCGUCCAUCUAUUUUGACCUCGCUCGCUCAAAAGGCCACUCGGAUGCGCUUAUAUUUCGGACCUACCGUGACCCGGAACAGCAGGCUCAGAUACUGUCUAACCUAAAGCGAUUCGCCCAGUGUGAUCUUGCUCUUGGCUGGGCAGAACGAGAAGGAAGGCUCGAUGAUAUGAUAGGCGUCUUCGAGAGUGCUGUCCUUCGAGAGUUUGAUCAAGGCUACGCUGCGGACGAUGUGCCGGGUCGCAUGCACCGCUAUGCGCACGUAUUGGUCACGCUCAACGGUGGCAAGUCGGGCAUUGAGCUCUACAUGUCAAACCACCCGAUCUUGAACAGGACUUCGAAAAUUGGCAACCCGCUGGACUGUUUACAGGACGUCGCUUGGGGUCAUGUGGACUUCAAUCCUUCCCAGAGAUUCUUUGAACAGCUGGCCGGUGUAAUGGUACAGCAGGCCGAUAUCAUCGACAGAGUGUUUCCACAAACAGUAGACGUCCUCACACCUUUUUGGACGCGCUUGUGUGACGACAUCAUUUCGGAAUAUAUCGCUGCGCUCUUUGACGAAGCACAUGCAAAAGGCACGGAGACGUACGUCAAGGCAGUUGCUGGUAACUUCGGACAGGCGCUUCGAUUGGCCGCCUCGUUGAAGCCUACCAAGGCCGCACCGGCAGACUUUCUCGAGAAAGCGAAGAACAAACUGAUACAGUGCUACGAGAAACACUUUGAUCUCUACCUCAGUGAGGAGUAUGGAGUGUUCCGACUCAAAGCGGAGCUGGACGUUACGCAGUGGGAAAAGGAAAUGUCGGAUCAGGAGGCGUCCACCGAAUCCUUCUUCAUGUCCAAUGUGAAUCGGCAGGCUGCGAAACGAGACUUUCUCUCUUCAUUCAAGAAGGUCGUCAUGAUGCCCGUCAACGCUUUCCCGAUGUCGUCGCCUUUUGCUUCAGCGAAAUCAGCGACCGCUGCAAGCAGGUCAUCCGCCAAUCUGGACUCGAUAGAUACGGCUUACCCCAGCGCAAGACCCGCAACACCCACACUUGCGGGCUCUGGUACAACAACACCACGAGCUGCGGCUCCGCAACAAGAUCCGCCCAGCACUGAGCUUGCUGCAAAAGCCGCCAUCAUGAACUCUCGCUUGGAAGGCAUCAAGUCGCUCUUCAGCAUCGAGGUCGCUCUCAAUUUGACCCACCUCGCAAAGGCAUCUCUCGAGCGAGCUGCCACCAUGGUGCAGAUGGGCGGCUCCAAUGGCGAAGAGGCCAAGAAACAGUGCGAGAAGAUCUUCGUCACCUUACUCGACAUCCUCGGCAACCGCCAUGUGAAGAAAGGUUUUGAUAAGGCGGUGACGCAUUUGAGCAGCUACAACCCUCGUGAAGUACGGAAGUUCAAACAAGAGACCCAAGGAGGCGGCCAGACAUCGCAGAGCGCACAUAUCGGCGUCGAGCCUCUUGUCACGUUCUUGGAACUAGUGAACGUGGGGGACCUGAUCCAGCAAAUGGUAGACGUCUUUUACUCGCAAGAGCUCAUCGCCACCAAACUCACAGAACGCGACGACUUCCUGGACCCAGCCGUCAAGGAGAAGAAGAAAUUUGAACAGAUGCUCGAUGAGCGUGUUGCUGCCGGCCUGAAUAAGGGAAUCGACGUUCUGAUGGACGAAGUGGAUUACAUCUGCGCCACGACUCAGCAACCCACCGAUUUCAACCCCGGCAAGGAGGGGAUCGACGAUAUCGGUCCUUCUGCCACUGCCAAGCAGGUCGUCGAUAUGGUUAGUGGACAUACGGGGAUGCUGGUCGGUAGUACCGACAAAAACAUGCUCGACGUCUUUAACCAAGAAGUCGGCCUCCGACUCUUCGGCGCUCUAUGCAAACAUUUCAAACGCCAGCGCACCUCCGUCGAUGGAGCUAUCCGACUCAUCUCUGACAUUAACCACUACAGCACCUUCAUCGGGACUCUGCGGCAGAAACCUCUAUUGCCUUACUACGAAGCUCUCCGCGAGAUGUCACAAAUCUACCUCGUUCAUAUCGAUCCUCCGACUUCUGUGUUCGGGGGCGGGUCGGGGAGCGGUGGCAAGAGGGGGAGUUUCCUGACGGGGGCGAAGAGUUCCACGAGUCUACAGGCGAAGGAACUGGCUACUAUCAUCGCGGACAGCCAGCGGUAUCACGGGAUUUUCUCCGCCGAGGAGGUCUAUGAGUUUGCGGAGCGGAGGGCGGAUUGGUACUUGGUCAGAGGGGAUGUGGAAAGAGCUAUGUACGGGGUCGGAUGUGUCGUGAUGUGA
Lecanosticta acicola is the source of this 2988-nucleotide messenger RNA. The record is from the annotation of a GenBank genome assembly. NCBI's taxonomy places the organism in Eukaryota, Fungi, Ascomycota, Dothideomycetes, Mycosphaerellales, Mycosphaerellaceae.